Messenger RNA from Fusarium odoratissimum NRRL 54006, 3261 nucleotides. RefSeq lists its product as uncharacterized. NCBI's taxonomy places the organism in Eukaryota, Fungi, Ascomycota, Sordariomycetes, Hypocreales, Nectriaceae. Gene Ontology annotation, cellular component: vacuolar transporter chaperone complex; fungal-type vacuole membrane. The record is from RefSeq and is a predicted model, not a curated record. The coding region runs from base 407 to 2716 and encodes 769 amino acids. The transcript is spliced from 3 exons.
CCCAGCCUUUUUCUCGUUCAACUUCUUGAAACUACAACUGUAACUUAUUUUGUGUUAUCGUGCACCUUCAUCUUCGCACGCCACAACAACAAACUUCGAUUGUCAUCCCUAAUAUCGCCGUGUAUCCUUCUUGUCGCGAGUCUAGCAUCUCUAGACAACAUCAUCUCUCUUCAACCGUCUCGUCUCCAUUGCCGCGUCUCGAAACUAUACUCCGCUCUUGACGGAACUGCAUCAUCAUUGUGUCAUGCGCCGCAAUUGAACCUAUUCCGAAUUCCUCAACGCUUUACCUUUGUCUCAGGUACGAUCUCUCGACGGUCUAUCUCGGCCUACAUAGCAUCCUGUUGGUCGCCUGCUUGGAGAUAAUUGGCCUAUCUUGCCGUAAAGCUCCAAUCGCUAUCCACCCACAAUGCGCUUCGGUCGGACCCUCCGCGAGUCCAUCUAUCCGCCAUGGAAGGACAAGUACAUCGACUAUGCGAAGCUCAAGAGCUUGUUGAGGGAGGAUGUGGCCGAUGAUGAUAACCAGCCGUGGACCGAGGAGGACGAGACUCGCUUCUGCGAAGAGAUCUUCAACAACCAGCUCGAGAAGGUCGCUCAGUUCCAAGAGCAACGCUUUAACGCUCUUAAGGAACGAGUUGACGCUGCUUUUGAUAAGCUCAAGGAACUGGCUCCCGUCGAGUCCUCGGAGGGCGAUGGAGCUCCUCAGAAGGGCGAGAUCUCGGCUUCCCGCUUGCGCACUCUGGAAUCAGAGCUUGACGAGAUCACUAAUGAAGUCCGCGAGCUCAAGAAGUACAGCAACAUCAACUACACUGGCUUCCUCAAGAUCAUUAAGAAGCACGACCGGAAGCGAGGAGACCGUUACAAAGUCCGACCUAUGAUGCAGUUGAGCCUUUCUCAGCGACCCUUCAACUCUGAGACUGGUUACUCCCCGCUACUCAACAAGCUGUCCAUCAUGUACUUUGCCAUUAGGCAACAACUCGAGGAUGGCGGAGAGCAGCUGCCACCCCUGGAUCUUGAGUCUCAAGGCGAGACUCACAAUGGCGAGCGCUAUACAGCUCACAAGUUCUGGGUCCAUCCUGAUAACCUGCUCGAGGUCAAGACUGUCAUCCUUCGACAUCUACCAGCCCUUGUUUACAGCGAGCAGUCCGCCAAGGAGCUUGAUGGCAGCGACUCUCCGUCUAUCACUUCGCUGUACUUUGAUAAUAAGCAAUUCGAGCUUUAUGGUGAGAAGGUCAACCGCAAAUCCGAAGCAACGUCCCUGCGACUUCGCUGGUAUGGACAAUUGGCUACUCGUCCCGAAAUUUUCGUUGAGCAAAAGACUGUCGAUGACAAGGGUGGCAGCCAGGACCUCAAGUUCACAAUCAAGGACAAAUAUGUCAAGUCAUUUGUGGAUGGCGAAUACAACCCUGAGAAGGCGAUCCAGAAGAUGAAGAGACAGAGCUUUGCCCCUGAAAAGAUUGAGCAAUUCCAGGAGACUGUCAACAACAUCCAAAAAUACGUCAAGGAGAAGGGUCUUAGCCCUGUUCUAAGGGCCAACUAUGUUCGAACCGCUUUCCAGAAGCCUGCUGAUGAUCGUAUUCGCAUUGCCAUCGAUACCGAUGUGGCAUUCAUCCGUGAGGACACUCUUGAUCCCAGCCGCCCCUGCCGUGAUCCCAAUGAGUGGCAUCGUCUUGACAUUGAUGAAAGUGAGAUGACUUACCCCUUCAAAAAGAUGAACCAAAGCGAGGUCAACCGUUUCCCUUAUGCCCUUCUUGAGAUCAAGCUGAAGGAGGAUAGUCAGCGAAAGCACCCGACAUGGGUUGAGGAUUUGAUGUCCUCCCACUUGGUUCACCCUACCCCUCGCUUCUCCAAGUUUGUCCAUGGUAUUGCAGCUCUCUUCGAGGACUACGUCAACAACUUGCCUUUCUGGCUCAGUGACCUCGAGUCCGAUAUCCGAAAGGACCCUCAGAAGACAUUUGAGGAGGAGGAGCAGCGACGUGCUCAACGGCAUGAGGAUGUUAUGGCUGUGGGAAGUCUGAUUGGAGCUGGAGCUAAGUCUGGAUCCUAUAAGCCCACCCAAAGCUCACCAGUCAGCAAGUCUUAUCUGGCCGAACGCAUGUCGAAGGAUUCAAUCGCCCAAGCUCUUGACAGGCGGACGUCUACUCUCGCGAACGGAGAGGAAGCUGGCGAGAGCAGUACACAGCAACGAUCAGAGCAAGAGCGGUCCUAUGGGACGCUCUCAUCUGUUAUCCCCGGAUUCUCACUGUCCAAGUACUCGAGGGCGAAGCGGGCAUCUCAACAGCCCUUGCCAGAGGGUGUAGUUGCGCCGACAGAAUGGAUCAAGAACAUGGGCGAGCUCAAGGUUGAGCCCAAGGUUUGGCUUGCCAACGAGCGAACUUUCCUUAAGUGGCAGCAUAUCUGUAUCCUUCAGGGCGGCCUGGCUGUUGGUCUUUACACAGCAGCUGGCGAGAACACACUUGCUUCUGUCGUUGGUCUCUUGUUUGUCCUCAUCGCUGUCUUUGCCGGCAUCUGGGGUUAUGCAAUGCUGAGAAUCAGACGAACCAUGAUCGUGGAGCGAAGCGGUAAGGACUUUGACAACAUGAUCGGACCCAUGAUUAUCAGUGGCUCACUGAUGCUUGUGCUUAUUCUCAACUUUUUCUUUGCGUAUCGGGAGGCCUUUGGAAAAUUCAAGGAUGGUCAGAAUAGCCUGGGAGAGCUUCUGUCUGAAGAUCUGAAGUAAUUCCAGGGAGGAUGAGCGAAAGAGAUGGAGGGUGUAUAAUAUGUUCUACACGAGCUUUGAUAGGAUGGGCGUUGGAUGCUGCAUACUCGCUGGUGUUUUGCAUGAUCAUUUAGAGAAAGGAUUGGCUAUUACUAGCAAUAGAUGCCUUUAAGCAGUUUAAUUGUCUGUGUUGUAGGUGUUUCUAUGCAAGUUUUGGAUGCCCCUGAGAAGCUGCAUGCAGGUCUGGGGCUGGUCAUGCAGGUUUAUACGAAGUGUGACACCUCGGCAGAGAGAGAAAGAGAGAGAAACUGGAGGGUUUGGUUGAGUGAUUGAUUGAUUGAUCAGACAUGGCAAUUAAGCUGUAGAUUGUCAAGGUCAUAGUGUGAUGUCUUGGCGCCAGUGCAGUUACUCAGAGAGAAUACUGAGGGUAUCGCGGUGAGUGAACAAUUGGAUAUCUCGGAAUGGCUGCAUGUUGGCUGCGCGUCCCCUCGGCUGUGCAUCAGACACUUUCCGUUAGAAGUAUAACUUAACAGCUGGUAGUUCCUAUAGCGACUUUGUUACUGGAG